Molecule: messenger RNA, 1399 nt
Organism: Aspergillus melleus
Lineage: Eukaryota; Fungi; Ascomycota; Eurotiomycetes; Eurotiales; Aspergillaceae
Exons: 3
Coding region: 184-1218 (344 amino acids)
Biological process (GO): chromatin remodeling
Cellular component (GO): Ino80 complex; nucleus
Source: RefSeq, a predicted model, not a curated record
CCCAGCCCCGUCGGCUUCUCCGUCCAGGACUUGGCGAGCUGCGUCUCCGUCCAUCCACGCGCUCCUGGCCAUCUCAAUCUCAUCGUCGCUCAGCUCCUUUUCACCUUGAAUCUUUCGAUCUCAAAUCCUUAUUCUUGAAAUCUCUGUCUUGUCUUAUAAUUUCUUAGCCACUCCGUUUUAAUUAUGUCUCAAGACGCCGACGACGCUCGCUCUGUCGCUGAAAGCUUACCUGAUGCCCCUACCAAGCAGUCAUAUCGAUCUUUCAAGAAAAAGUUCGCGAAACUUAAGGUCAAGUUUGAACUACAGAUGAGGGAUAGCGAACUACUUGUUCGGGAGGGCUUGCGCAUUCAAGAUCUCUCAAACCGGAUUCAGGAGCAAAAUGACCAGCUUCUAGAAGUCCUUUUGGAAUUUAACGACAGUCUUCACAUCUCACCCGAAUUGCGGUACGAAUUAAGUGCCUCUGGCGAUGACGCUCUUCUGCCGAACGACGAAACAAAAGCUUCGCCAUCGUACAACGACCCGGAAGCAGCACAAUCGAUGCUAAAACAUGCCAAAGAUGAGGUUGCGACUGGCAACAUGACCACUGAAAGCUACCGUGACCUGGAGAACGCUGUCAAACAGGGCAAAGCGUUCGCGCCGCGAUUAGACUAUACCUCAUUGCUGAAAGUCCCGCAUACCUUGCCACCAAUGGAUGAAGAGGAGAUCUCGGCGGAUGGUGGGUUUGAGCAAAGCCUUGGGUUCUUCACCCCAGAACAUGAAACGGAGCAUUAUUUGGCCGUGGAUGCUAGACUGGGCGACGAAACCGCAGCCUUGCAACUCAGCCGGGCCCCGGAGAAAUCGACGUUUGCCGAUCGAGAGAGAGAGGCGGGUUUGCGAAAUUCCAUCUCCGUCUACAAUUGGCUACGGAGGAAUCAACCCCAUAUAUUCCUACAAGACAACGAGAAUGCUUCCGAGAAAUCCGGCUCUCGGCCUUCAAACUUGCGCACUUCUAAGAAAGUGACCGGGGGUACCCGAAAGGAUGAAGAAUUCUAUGACGACGACAGCGUCUUGAUGGAAACCGGUCCUACGCCUUCAGGCGCCAAGGGCAAACGCAAGCGCGAAGACGAGAGCGGAGGUAAAAGCAAAAGUGGAGGCAGCCGUUCCAACCGAAAGAAGAAAGAAGAGCCCUCUUCGACUGCAAAACGCUCGUCGAAGAGAUCUUCCGGAGUGGGAGCUUGAAGCUGCCUGCCUGCUCGAUACCGAUUCUCUAUGUCUGUGUAAUAAUCCUGGGAAUAGUUUGAUUUCUGUUUAUCUUUCGCGUAUGAUAUCUCUAUUGUGAUUAUUAAAUCAAGUGAAAUCUUGGCCUGCUUAGUUUCCCGAACGUAUUCUGUCGAUUUGUUAUUUUGAAUCUUAUUUUGAG